UGGCUGAAGUGGCCCUGUUGCCUUGGCGACGAUAGGGGGGGUACGGAAGCGUUGCCGUGCGGCGUGAUCUCCGCGCUGCGUGGAUGGAGGAAGCAGCUGCUGAUCUUUUGACACAGCGCGAGCGAAAGGCUACCGCAUGAAAGCGCUGGAGCUUUUGUCGUCGGACGCGACAGUAGAAUGCACGAAUAUAAGAUCUGGCUCUUGGCUGUAUGCAGUUGCUGUCCCACAAAAGCUGAAGAAACCCUCCUGGUUUGAUGGGUCCGAUAAUCGGGAUGUCUCCAGAUAAGAAAGCCGAAUCUCCUGGAGCGCAGGUUGUGUGUGGAGCUGGGACUCUUCCUGAAGCAGAGAGUGCUUCCAGUCCCAUGGCUACCAAUCUGGACCAGAUUGGUCGGGCUGGAGCAUUGAGUGUGGUUGCGGGUGAGUCUGAAGAUGAUGAACUAACCAACUUGAACUGGCUUCAUGAGAACUUGCUGCAGAACUUCACGCUCGGAGACGAGGCGCAACCCAUCAACAGCCCGCUGUUUGACAUUGAGGGAGGCGGUGGGUCGCCACACAGCAACACCACCUCGUCCACCUCCUCUGUCUCUGCGGGAAGCGAGAGAGAUCCUUACAAGUCAAAGCCUCCCUUCUCUUUCUCCUUACUGAUAUACAUGGCUAUCGAGCAGUCGCCCAGCAAAUCUCUCCCAGUGAAGGACAUCUACGGCUGGAUCCUCAAACAUUUUCCGUAUUUCUCUAGUGCCCCUACUGGCUGGAAGAACUCAGUGCGCCACAACCUGUCCCUCAACAAGUGCUUCCGCAAAGUAGAGCGAAGCAUAGGAAAGACCAAUGGGAAAGGCUCUCUGUGGUGUGUUCACCCCGAGUUCCGGCCCAUGCUGAUGCAAGCCCUGAAGAAACAGCACUUCCCGAAUGCACAUGCCUUCUGCACUCCCCCUGCUUCCCCUCCUAGUGCCUCGUCUCCUCCUCAUCAUCUUUUCACAUCAGAGCAGGGCUGUGCCCUAAAAGAAUGUGAUUUUGAUGCUGCCACUGCCAUGAUGCUGUUAAAGUCUGCCUCUGAGCAGAACAUUAACUCAUACCCAGAUGACCAAGAAGGACCCAUAGAUCUCUCCCGAAGGGACUUGGUGGUUGUGAGUCGGGAUCCAAAGCAGGAUCACAACUACAGCAGCUCCCCUGUCCCGCCCUGCCCUCGCCAGAUGCCUCUUUCACAGCCGGUCAACUUCAGCCUGGCUCUGCACGGUGAUCAGGAGAGAGAAGGCCGGGCCCGAUGGCCACGCAGCCCGCUGCAGGGUCCGCUUUUAGGGAAGAGGAGCAGAAGAGAUUCUCGGCCAGAUGUGGAUGAGGAGCUCAAGGAGGCGGCCGGCUCUCUCCUACACCUGGCCGGUAUUCGCACAAGUUUAGUCGCCUCAAGACGCAAGAGCAGGAAACUCAGUAGGAAAUGACCCUGAUUCUGUAACUCCAUCCUGUGGCCUGUCCAACCUCUCUCUUCUGGUUUGGUGUAUCUUCCUUCUUGUUUGUAAUUGUUGGGAUGAUUUUCUUUCCUUUCGUCUUUUUAACUGGGAUAUCGUUCUGGUCCACUCAUCAAACAUGGCAAUACAAACACAGGAGAGAAAAGCCAUACUGACAUGUUUUAUGUACAGAAAAAGAAACCGAUUUGAACGAAUGGCCCACAUCAUUUGAGUUUAACAGUAAGAGAGUUUGAAGAUGUUAAUCGUAAAAAAAAAAGAGAGAGAUAAAAAGAGAGAGACACUGGUAAAAAAAAAAAAAAAACUUCAAGAUUUGCAUGCUUCCACCUCUAAAUCAACACAAACUUAUUUAUAUGGAAAAUGAAUGCAUGGAUUUUACAAGCUCCCAAGACCUAUCAUGCUUCUUAACUAUAGAGGGAAAAACAGCUUAAAAAAAGUGAAAUUUGAAAGUGCCAUUGAUUUUGGAUCAUAAUAUAAACUUGAUACAAAAGAAGAAAUGCAAUAAUUAGUUACCUAAAUACCUGUAGUUAUUUUAUUUUUGUACUGCUGGUUUAUAUCUCGUGUGGUGGUGACGGCAUGCCCCUGGGAGCCUUUUGCUGCCGCAGUUAUGAUGUCAAAACCAUGUGGCUCCUCCCGUGCGUCCUGAUUGGAUCAGUUUUGCAUCCCCAUCCUGACCACUAUGACUGGAGAACAGCUUGAAGGAUACAGCUUUUGCUGCAUGCACAUCAGCCUCAAUGUUUCUCAGAUGCUAGCAAUCUGUAUAAUCAGGUGUUGUGCUAUUCCAUGUGCACUGACUUGAUUAAAUCAUUGCCCAUGCACAUAUUGCUUGCUUUGGAGCAUACUAAAUAGCGGCCAAUCAAAACAAGAACCUCUUUACCUCUACUGUAAGAUUUGAACCACUCUCUCCCCUUCCUGCUCUAUGACUUUUUGGGUCACUUCUACCCAAAUCAGGUCUUUUCCAUCUUUUUCUUGGUUUAAACUGUGUGACAAAGCCUCCAGCAGGGGGAGCUCUGUGAAUCGCCACUUUCCAUUGCUGCUUUUGAACUGGCGCUGUGCUGCUCCAGAUCUCCAGAGAGUUCCCAGGGCUUCAGAUGAAACCAGAGACAAUGUGAACUGCACAGUAAACGCGCCUGCAAGCAGAGACAAAGACAUUCUCCCAUCUUUUAAGCUUGCGGAUGGUGCUGCUCAUGGGAGAAAGGACCACAGGAAUUGAAGCUGGGGAGAGUGGACAGUAUAUUUGAGGAGCAUGACAGUAAUGGGAGAGCCUACUGGAUGUGAACUGAGAACUGUGCCACUAAGAGCUCUCUGGACUCCCGGCCAUGUUUAACCCAAGGGUUUUUUUUUUGUCCCCUUUGAGAUCGCCAAAGUUUCUGCUCACAAAACUUGCCUGGCUGUGUAUUCCCUGUGAUCCCAGAAUGUUUGUAUGUUUAAUAUCGGGUUUUUAAGUGUUUGUUUGAGGCUACAUUAGGAUUUUAUAUACCCAAGCAUGUGAAAUUGUGAAGUAUAACUGCCACUUGCCCCCCUACACUGGCAAACCAGAACUUUCUGUUUGAGUUGAUUACUUUAAAACUGCCUAUCCUUAUAAAGCUCUUUCCCUGUCACUUUAACCAUGGCUGCCAAUUCGUCCCCUCUAAGCUGUACAUAGUGCUAAUUACAGAAUGCAAGUAUUAAUGCAGGGAGGGGGACAGAGCAGUAGUUUUAGAAUUUGAGGCCAAGUCUGAAAACAGCUGCCUAUUAAUUAUUGUUAUUAUUAUUAUUAUUAUUAUUAUUAUUAAGAUAAGGUCCACUAACUGAGUUGCCACAUCGCCAUCGAUUUUGACAUGUUCUUCUGCCAUAUAUGUGGCAGUCUGAACCUGAUUUUUGAUUUUGUAAGCUAACAUCUGUUAAUAAAAGUUUAUAAAGUUUAUUUUUGCCAAAGAUAUGCAAUUGUUGCAUUAUAUAUGGUAUUAAAGAAUAAAAGAGUUUUUCUUUUACUGA
Sinocyclocheilus rhinocerous is the source of this 3437-nucleotide messenger RNA. Its product is annotated as forkhead box protein N2-like. The transcript has 7 exons. Gene Ontology annotation, molecular function: DNA-binding transcription factor activity; cis-regulatory region sequence-specific DNA binding. Gene Ontology annotation, biological process: regulation of DNA-templated transcription. The coding region runs from base 255 to 1436 and encodes 393 amino acids. Lineage: Eukaryota; Metazoa; Chordata; Actinopteri; Cypriniformes; Cyprinidae. The record is from RefSeq and is a predicted model, not a curated record. Gene Ontology annotation, cellular component: nucleus.